AUGGCUGUUGCAAAAAAAAGAUUAUUAAAUAAUGAGGAUAAUGAAAAGCCAUUAAAACAAAUUAAAAUCAAUACUAAAAUACAAGAAGAAGAAGAAGAAGAUAAUGUUCAAUCAACAGAACAACAUGAUGAUGAUGAUGAACACAUUUCAUUAGGAGAAGAGGAUAAUAGCGAAGAAAUCGAAAGCGAAGAAGACCAAGAAAUCGAAAGCGAACAAGAACAAGAGGAAGGUCAAGAGGAGGAACAAGAGGAAGAACAAAAGGAAGAAGAAGAACAAGAUGAAGAGCCAGAAGAUAAAAAAUUAUUAAAUAAAUUAAAUAACGAACAAAUUUUAGCAAAUAGAUUUAUUUCAACUAUGGCUGAUUCAUUUUCACAGGUUUUACAAAAUAAAAAAACCCAUAUUGGUGCAUUAAGAGGUUUAUAUUUUGAAUCAAUUAAUCAAAUUAAACACGAAACUAUUAGAGAAUUAUUAUUUAAACCAAGAUCAUGGCAUAUGUUUUAUAAAUUAGUUAAAAAAAGUAUUGGUGAAAUUUCAAAAUCAGAAGGUGAUGAAGACGAUAUUAAUAUGAAAGAAGAAUCAGAUGAUGAUAACCAAGAAGAAAAAGAAAAAGCAGAGGUAGAUGCAUCAGAUGAGGAGGAUAAUUUUACUGAUCAAGUUUUCAAAAAUUUAUUAAGUUAUAAUAUUAUUGGUGGAAAAGAAUCAUUAAUCACACAAAUUAAAAAACAAUGCGAAAUGAACCAUUUACACAAACAAUCGAUAUCACUUUUAUCACAGGAAGAUAAAUAUUUCAAAUAUUAUAAGAUUACAGAUGAUCAUAAUAGUCUUUAUGAUUUGUUAGAUAAAUAUAUUAUGUUUUCAUUUACUUUAGAUGAUAUUUCAAAUAGUUAUUUAAAUGUUUUAAUUACAAUUUUAAAUUCAAUUAAAGACGAAAAUAUUCCAUUAGUUAAUUUCGAAAAGAUUUAUAAAUCAUUAAGAAAGUUUUUAUCAAUUUCAUCACCAUUAUUAAAUAAAAUUUUUAAAGAGAACACAACAAAUAAAUCAUCAACAUCAACAUCAGACAAUGAAAUAGAUCCAAACUUAAUAAAGUUUUUAAUUCAAUUCUCUGGUUUAUUAUUUAAAUUUUCAUUAUUAUUAAAUUCAAAUUCAACUAUAGAUAUGAAACAAAAUUACGAAUCAGACUAUUCAAUAGUUAAACUUUUAUUAGGUAAAUCAAAUUAUCUUGCAAAAUUAGUUUCAAUGAUGACAAGCUUUGAUUUUUCACAACCUCAGUUUUUACCAAAACAACAACAAAAAGAUUCUUUUAUUUCCUUAUUUUUAAAUCAAUUUAUUCAAGAAUCAAAAUUAUCCUCACCACCAUCAAACCCAGUUAGUUAUUUAAAGUCAAGAAUUUUAUGUGAAAGAGGUAUUAAUGUUUUAACAAAAUUAAAAGAUCCAUUAUUUACAAAAUUAAAAAUUUCAUCAGCAACUUUACCAGUUCCAGAAUCAUUAUUAAAUUUUAUUAAAGAAAAUCCAACCCUUUUAGUUAAAUCUCAUAAAAACAUGGAUGAUACUCAAGCUAUUAGACAAUUAAAAUUAGACUCUCUAUUAAAUAUUUUGGUUAAAUAUGAAGAAUAUUUAGAAAAGUUACAAAAAGAACAAAAAGAACAAGAAGAAGAAGGUGAAGAUUAUAUCAAAGACCAUUUCACUAUCGAUAAAGGUGGCAAUAAAGAUGAAGAGACUGAAGAUAAUGAUGAAGCAGCCCAACAAGAUUUAGACGAUUCAAUCAUUGAAAAUCAACCAAAGAGUCUAUUAGACUUUUUAGAUGAAGACGAUUUAAACUCUGAUUCAGAUGAAUAA
This is a messenger RNA of Dictyostelium purpureum, 1836 nucleotides long. RefSeq lists its product as uncharacterized. Bases 1 to 1836 code for a protein of 611 amino acids. The record is from RefSeq and is a predicted model, not a curated record. Lineage: Eukaryota; Evosea; Eumycetozoa; Dictyosteliales; Dictyosteliaceae. The transcript is spliced from 5 exons.